This is a messenger RNA of Drosophila mauritiana, 776 nucleotides long. It is a transcript of the gene sing, whose product is annotated as protein singles bar. The transcript has 3 exons. The record is from RefSeq and is a predicted model, not a curated record. Gene Ontology annotation, cellular component: membrane. Bases 98 to 685 code for a protein of 195 amino acids. NCBI's taxonomy places the organism in Eukaryota, Metazoa, Arthropoda, Insecta, Diptera, Drosophilidae.
GCUAUUUAUAGAACCUGGCUGGCUGGCACUACGACAACAUACAACAAAGCGGAGUCGCUGCAUCGCCGGAUGAUCGACGAUCAGUUGCAAUCACACCAUGGCCUCGUUUGGAGUUCGGGGAAUGGGCCAGCCGCUGGGCAUCCGGAUCUGCUGUUGUCGCGUCUGCACCUGCAUCAAUUUCGGGUUCGUUCUGUCGCGGAUCGGUCUCCUGAAGCUGAUGCAGCUGGGCCUGGCCAUGCUCUGCGAGGGACUGCUCAUCCGCUACGGCGUGCCAUACGCCGAUUCCAUUGGCCAGGCGCUAACCAGCUUCCUGGCCACCACGGGCCACUGCUUCACCACCACUGGCAUCCUGCUCCUGUGCUACGCCUUCUCCGACAAAUCCUACAACCUCAUCCGGCAGUCACUAUUCGUAGGAGACCUUGUUCAAUGGCCUCGCCAGCUGCAUGUACUUCAGCUCAUCCAGUUACAUGGGUUUCGCCUGCGUGGUGUGGCUGCAUCCGCAGUUCCUGGUGCGACCCGGAUUCUGGGCAUAUCCCGCCAUGACGGCCUGCUAUUACAUGGGCUAUGCAGCGGGAAUAUUGCAUGCCCUGGAUGCCUACUUGGCGUUCCGGCACUUUCGAGGCGCACGCUAAUCCCGGCCAGACAAAAGCAGUAUCUUAAGUACUCUGUGGACAUAUUUAUAUGAGUUUUAGGUUUAAGGCACCUUACUUCCGUUGGUCUCGAACAUUCGCGGUAAACGCGCUUAGUCGUAUGUUUAUAAAUAAUAACAUUUAAAA